CGCUGCCGUUUGGCAGUCUGCGUUUUUCGUCUCAGCUGCUGCGCGCGUGUGUUGUGUUGUGGUUGUGUGAAUUGCGUUUGCGUUUGUAGCUGCCUCACAAAAACGAUAAAUUCUCGGCGAAGCUCUCGCUGCUCGGUGCUCGCAAAGUGACCUAGUGAUGAGCUCUGCCACUGAGGCGAACCUGCUGCUGCUGCGGGCGGUGGAGAAGCAGCCGCCGCUCUACGAUCGCGGUGAUGAAAACUACAGGAAGCGCCUGCCGAGCGAGAACUCCUGGGACAUGGUGGCCUCAGAAAUCGGAGAGUCGGUGGAAAAGUGCAAGCGACGCUGGCGUCAUCUGCGGAACGAUUAUACCCGGUGGUGCAACGCGGAUGCCCACCGCCGUCGAAAGGGUCAGCGUCGAUUGGUCUAUCCGCUGGCCGAUGAGCUGCGCUUUUUGGACCGCCACCUCAACCUGGCCGAGGACCUUGCGGUCGACGACGAACGCAGCAUAUCGUCGGACAAGGACCGAGACAGAGAUAGCAACAGGGACAGCGAGAGCAGGGAUCACCUCCAGCACCAACACCGGGUACCCUCAAAAGAUCGCGCCGCCUCGGUGAGCAAGUCAGUCAAGGAGGUAAAGCUGAUCAGAAAAGUCCGAGAAGAGAAAACGCUUCGAUCAGAGGAGAAAACUGCAGAAGAUGAGGAGCAUGCAGAGGACAAGUCUCCUGAAGAAGAGCUAGAUGAUCCGGAAGAACCGGAGAAGGUUCCCGAACAGGACAGUUACCUGCAAUCGGACAAUGAAGGCGACGAGUGUGUGGACGAAGAGCACCUAGAUGAUCUGGAAGGCUUUGAUUUCGACAUUGAGCAAUCAAUUCAGGAAAAAGAAUCAACUCCCGAGAAGUCUCUGGAAACGGAUCACGCUGAUUCACCCGCCAGCCAGUCUGAGUUCUUUAUCAAAGAAACUAACGACCCCCGUUUGCUGAUUAUUGGCAAAAAGAACCAGUCCGCAUCGGUUGACGAGGACGAGGACGGAGACUCCCAUACCGGGGAUCCCCUGGAGGAGGCCACGGAGGAAGCCAUGGAGAAUAGUGGCGAGGAAUAUGCCGAGUCCGGGUAUGGGGAAAAGCGGGCACCACGAGGCGACGACACCACUUCUCCUGGUCGCCGCCGACGUCGUUUAGUCCGCACGUCAAUAAGUUCCGCUGGCAUCAAGGAGUUGCCGAUUCAAAAACCUCUUCAAGGACAACGAAUCACACGAUUGCAGCGUCGGAAAUCGAUGAGUGUGGCCGCUACGCACAGUGUUAGGAGUUCCACAUCGCCGGUGAAGAUGACACCGGUGCCCAGAUCCCAGCCGUACAACAAGCCACCCGCUAGUCAAGUCCAGAUCAAGAAAGUGGGCGUUCGGGAAGACAUCUUUCCACGACCGACGACGCCAGCUGGAGGGCAAAGCCAAUCCAAGACCCCACAGCCACAGAAAUCGCUGAUCUUUCCCAAGAACGAUUCAGUGGUCGCCAUCCCGCAGUUGCCCGCGCCACCUAGAAGAUCCGUGGGCAGGCCACCAAAGAAGCCUUAUUUGGUCCAGCGGCUGGUGGAUCCGCAGCCCAGGCCACAUUCGCCCAAAGUGUUGACUAUAACCAACCCCAGCAACUCCCCCGCGAACGGUAGCAGCAACAGCGGCAACGUUACAACUAAGAACAGCGCCAGCAGCAGUUCGAGCAGCAGCAACGCUACCACCAAAGUUACUACCAGCAACAGCCUCAAAACCGAAAACAUAACCGUGAUGAGCUACAGCCCCAGCUCGACUACCACCACAAGUCCCAGUGCCUCUGGUACAGUGGUAACUGCCAAACCCACUACUAGCUCUGCAGGAUCAUCAGCUUCGGUGCCGCCAUAUGUCACCGUUUGCAAACACGGUGAGCGCGGCACUCAAACCGACAAACCAAGUGUCUUCUCCGACGAGCAUUUCCUUGAAAUGAUCAAGCCCCAAAUGCAGGAGAUGAACUCCCGCCAAAAAAUGCACUUUAAGAAAAAAGUAUUCCAAGCGCUGAUGGAGACCUUCGAUGAUGCUACCGAUUUCCCAACGGCUGGAGAAAUGCAGCACUUCAAUAUCAACACACCCUCUGGCUUCGAGCACGUUUCGGAUCCGGAAAUGCGGCUGGUUAGAGAGCUAGUUAGUAUGGUUAGCGCGGCAAAGGUGACUGUAAUUAGACCGCAAGGCGACAAUGCACCUGCCGCUGUCCGCAACCCAGGCGUUUCCGAUGCACUGCGUGCGCCGCGCCCAAAUAUGCCGCGUCAAGUGAUUCAGAGAGUUUACAAGCAAGGAUCUGGACUUGAGAUAGCCUCGAACAACGCGGCCGGCGCGGGACAAGAGAAGAAGCUGUACAGGAUCCUGCAGAUGAGCGGAAAACCGAACGGCAACCUGAGUGCCUCGUUGGACAAUCUCCGCAAAGAGAGCGUGGACAGUACCCACGGUACAUUACGAGUGACCAACAACUCCUCAAGCGCCAGUCCCAAGGGAGCUACCAUAGUGGCUGCCGUGAGACCGCAGGGAUCGGCGAUCAACACGUUCUUUGGGCCAACCAACGGAACACAGCCUGUCAAGAGCGGCCCGCCGGUCAAGGUGCGUGCCAUGUCUCGGAGGUACUCCGUUUGCGGCAGCAGCAAUCCACCCAACGCUCAAGCCGCCAGCCAAAAUCCCGCCACUACUGGCAGUUCUUUGAACUCCAAUCUAAACCCAAUGGAGGCUGCCCUGCUUAAGCGGCGAUUAAUGGCACCUGCCCAAGGAAUGGUGCCGCCUUCUCAGCGACCUCGCUAUUCUGCUGGACAAUUGACGGGCGUUCCACAAGGCGGUAGUUUGCUGGUCAGAAAGUCGAUGGGCAGUGCUCCUGGAGUCCAAAAGCAAAUCUCACCCACCGGCAGAGCUUUGACGCCUCAGAAAACUCCGCAGAUUGCCAGUGUCCAAGGAUCAGUCUUCAAUGAUUUUGUCCAGCCCAAGGCCGCUGCAGCAACCACUGCGUCCGGCGAUGGCAGCUCGCCGAGUUCCGCUCUGAAACGCAGCCUGGUCGUGGCCAACACAAAGACGUCCUUCCAGGAUCUUCUCCAGCCGCCCAGGUUGCAAGGGAAGAAGAAAGACUCCUCCGAGACAGCAGCCACCAUUGCAGCGGAUGAUUUCUCACUGGCCUGCCUGAAGCGAGAGCCAGUGGAUCACAGCGACGAUCAUGACGACAUACUUGGAAUGUAAAUUUAAGCCAAGGGAAUCUCCGAAGAUCGCAAAAAUAAAUAUUAAGAAUCUUAAAGAUUUCACAAAGACAGAAAAAAUCAUCAACUCAAUAAUUGGAAAAUUGUUAAGAUAACCAAAAAACCCAUAAUGUUGCCUAAAACAUUUUUUUUUACAUUUCCCUGUAAUUUUAUGAAAUAUUUUCUCAUUUCCGAUUUUGUUGCUGCAAAAAGUAAACCUGACUUCUGCAAAAUAUUGUUUAUAAUUUGAAAUGGGAAAAAUACCAAUUGUACGAAAAACAUCUUAUAACCGAUCAUUAAAAUAUUCCUAUUGUAGCCAUAGACUUGUUUUUAAGAGAAUUCGAAUCUAAAUUUCAUUUAACCAUUUGUAAUAAUAUUAAAUCAAUAAAUAUUGCCGUUUUCAAGUUCAAAGAAA
Messenger RNA from Drosophila biarmipes, 3631 nucleotides. Its product is annotated as mucin-5AC. Lineage: Eukaryota; Metazoa; Arthropoda; Insecta; Diptera; Drosophilidae. Gene Ontology annotation, biological process: regulation of transcription by RNA polymerase II. Bases 158 to 3220 code for a protein of 1020 amino acids. Gene Ontology annotation, cellular component: nucleus; transcription regulator complex. The transcript is spliced from 2 exons. Gene Ontology annotation, molecular function: DNA binding. The record is from RefSeq and is a predicted model, not a curated record.